AUGAGCUCCAACCUAUCGGUGCCGGAGCAGAUCCGCCAGCUUAAUGACGCGCGAAAGCUCGUUCUGGGGGAUGUAAAGUACUAUCCGAAUGUGGUGAGAGGUCUUCUUCCGAUCAUUGGACCCAAUGCGCAGGUUGAAUUGCGACGAUGGGGAGCGGAAUUCCUGGCCGAGGCUUUUUCAACGCCCGCACUCCCCAACGGCGAGAAGGAAACGAUGCAGCUCUAUGUUCUGGCGACGGUGGAAUCCUUGUUGCAGAAUGAGAGAGAGGACCCGCAAGUGCUGCGGAGUGUUAUUCUGACGGCGGCGAGUAUUUAUCCGCUGGCUUUGCGAUGGAUGAUUAGCUGCAUUAAGUUCGCCCAGAGGGUGGUUCUUGCGCAGACCGUCUCAACGGGGGCGGAAUUUAGACACGCCGGUACUCUCGAUAUCUCACUAGACAAGGUUCCGCCUAACCAUCAGUCACUCGAUCCUAGAAACCUCGAGGCUGAGGCGUCAGGACUUUUGGAUCGUAUGCUUGUCGUUUUGCAAGAGAGCACUGAUGCUCUUCUUGUCGAUGCGACACUAAAUAGUCUGUCAAUCCUUGUACGGACCAGACCCGCGACGUCAAGCCGAAUUCUAAACGCAUUACUUAGCUUCAACCCUCUUCAAUUAGCAAACUCGCCCCUGACACCGAAGAGUAAAGUCAUGAUCAAGUCCAUGGAGAAAACUGCGAGAUUACUACUCCUUCAUCUUACUAAACGAGAUCCUCAUAAUCCAAUGGUACCAAGAAUCCAUCAGCAUAUUGAACGCAUGAUGCAUAUGGUGAUGGAGGUUCUGGACGACUCCGGCAGGAAGCGACCACGGGAAGCACAGCAACACGAUGGUUAUGAUGCCAAACGUCAGCGAGUGGCUGAGUCAUAUAUACCACAAAUUCCGCCCCUUGGCUCUGGGCCUCACAGCUUGGCCGAUAUGUUUACCCUUGUUGGCCACGAUGGUUUGAAGUCAUUUGACCUGUCACAAGUCCCAGCCGCCAUGAUAGCCAAGGUCACAGUCACAGCAUUAUCACGUAUAGACUCUCAAUUACUGUCAAAGGCUGUUGACGGAGUGCGUGGACGACUCACUACGUUGGCUAAUGCGCCUGCUCCGGAAUUGAAUCCUAAUACUGCACCGCUUGGCGUUGACGAGGACGACGAUGACUACGAACCCGAUUUCUAUCAAGCAGAAGAUACCGAGCAAAUUUUGAACAAGCUAGAUGGAGCAUCGGCGCCCCUUCCUGCUGAACUCACGGCUCUGGACAGUUCAUUGGCUCUGGCAUCAUUCAGCUUACCUCAGCCUGCUCAACUUACACCCGAAAUGGCACUUAGCGCUGGAAGUGGAACAGUAGCAAAGGUGGUCGAUAUGAUGAAAUCACUGGAGGAACCCGCGGCCAAGAAGCAUAAGGCUGGAUUUAUCCGUCUGGCAGCAAGCUCGGGAAGCAAGGACGCCUGGAUGACAAUACUGACCCGACUCGCCACGCGGGCGUCCACUGGAUUAGAGGAAAUUUCCGUAAAAGGCGAAGAAGACGAAUCGUCGCGGCAACCGUCUCUUGGCAACAAUAUUCGCGAAGUUAUAUACAACUAUGUUAUGGAGGACUUCCGAAAACAUAUCGAUGUCGCUGUGUCAUGGCUCUGCGAGGAAUGGUACAAUGACAAAAUGCAGGCUCGAUUGGGCGGGGAUUACCCCAGAAACUACGAGAAAAACACACUACGACUGAUAAACGGCUUUCUUCCCUACCUGCACCCACAAGACAAGGUUUUGACCAGGUUUUUAAGCGAAAUACCCGAGUUGAAUCGCACCAUGCUGUCAAGAGUCAAAGACAUGUGUCGGGACCCUAGCGUUACGCAAUUAGCUCUGACGAGUUUGUUGUAUUUGGCUAUGAUGCGACCUCCUGUGAAAGAACUGGCUCUCGACACCGUUCAGGACAUCUGGACAGAAUUUGAGGAUGCCAGGCCAAUGGCAAGCAAGUAUCUGUCCAAGUAUCGGCCUGGAUUCGUGGAAGCUGCCGAGGCCAAGGCGAACAGAGACAGCGCUUGUCUAGAAUCGUCAGGAACAGCCAUUGCGACAUGA
Metarhizium acridum CQMa 102 is the source of this 2082-nucleotide messenger RNA. NCBI's taxonomy places the organism in Eukaryota, Fungi, Ascomycota, Sordariomycetes, Hypocreales, Clavicipitaceae. The record is from RefSeq and is a predicted model, not a curated record.